UACGCUUAAUAAUAACGGAUCCCAAAUUUAGGAACAAAUCCUAAGCCAGUUCGCGGUCCUUUCACUGGUCUACUUGGUCAAACUUUAGCCUUCACCACGAUCUCGUUCCUUCCUUUCUUUCAUAUGUGAAUCACCAUCGUCCUCAUCAUGCAGAGGUGGAACAGAAAGAAGGCCCAUUUUCCUUUGCUGGUGCUCUCCUUCCUAAUCUUCUUAGUCAUCACAACCUUCCUCCACAGUGAAAAUAGUAUACUUCAAAUUCAUGAAAACCCCGAUCAUGUUCAUAAUCACCAAGAAGCUUCUCCAUUCACUUAUGUCAAACCCAAUCUUCCUGCUUACCUCAACCGGAUUCUGGAUAGAUUCAGUAGGUGCAACUCCACCAAGAGACAGUGCCCGAAAAUUUCGUGGGCAGACCCUUCCCAGCAUUCCAGCAGCCGGAGAGAGAAUCUCGAAGGCUGUGACAUCUUCGGGAAAUGGGUUUAUGACAAUACUUCGUACCCGCUAUACAAUGAAUCGGAUUGUCCUUACAUGUCGGACCAAUUGGCUUGCCACAGGCAUGGACGGUCGGAUUUGGGGUACCAAUACUGGAGAUGGCAACCACAUAACUGUAAUUUGAAGAGAUGGAAUGUGGCUGAAAUGUGGGAGAAGUUGAGAAAUAAAAGGCUGAUGUUUGUUGGCGAUUCCCUAAACAGAGGACAAUGGAUAUCUAUGGUGUGUUUGUUACAAUCAUCAAUUCCUGCUGAUAAGAGGUCAAUGUCACCAAAUGCCCAUUUGACAAUUUUCCGAGCAGAGGAGUACAAUGCUACUGUGGAAUUCCUCUGGGCUCCAUUGCUUGUUGAAUCUAAUUCUGAUGAUCCUGUAAAUCACAGAUUAAAUGAUCGGAUAAUUCGUCCAGAUUCUGUUCUUAAGCACGCAUCACGGUUUGAGAGUGCUGAUAUACUUGUUUUCAACACUUACUUGUGGUGGAGACAAGGCCCAGUCAAGCUAUUAUGGACUGAUGCAGAAAAGGGGGUCUGUGAAGAAUUAGAUGGUUUAGGAGCCAUGGAGUUGGCUAUGGGAGCCUGGGCAGACUGGGUAUCUUCUAAAGUUGAUCCACUUAAGAAGCGGGUUUUCUUUGUGACCAUGUCCCCGACACAUCUUUGGAGCAGAGAGUGGAAGCCAGAAAGUGAGGGAAACUGUUACGGGGAGAAGAAGCCCAUCGAUGUUGAGGGAUAUUGAAGUGGUUCCGAUUUGCCAACAAUGCGCAUGGUGGAGAAUAUCCUGGGCAGGUUGAGCUCUAAAGUUUCUGUCCUCAACAUAACGCAGCUGUCAGAGUACAGAAAGGACGGCCACCCAUCAAUCUUCCGGAAGUUUUGGGAGCCCUUGCGACCCGAACAACUGUCAAAUCCUCCAUCUUACUCGGAUUGCAUACAUUGGUGCCUGCCAGGCGUACCUGAUGUGUGGAAUGAGCUGCUAUUCCAUCUCUUGUAGAUUCCUAUGCAAGUAUCAAUAUUCUUGAUUCAUGAUGGCAACUAAUCUCUGCGCUUCAGACAAGUAGAAGGUGCUUGUAACUUGGGAAGCUGCCCGGCUUGGAAGUGGGAAAAAAAUUAUGUGCGAGAUGGGGGAAAGGGACGAGAUUAUGUGCGUUCUCUUUGUUUUGCAAAUUUAUGAGGAGGGAAUUGUUUAUUGUGGCAAACAAUACAAAAUUUGAAUGAAACAUGCUUUGUCUGGUCUUAAAA
Molecule: messenger RNA, 1715 nt
Organism: Prosopis cineraria
Lineage: Eukaryota; Viridiplantae; Streptophyta; Magnoliopsida; Fabales; Fabaceae
Product: protein trichome birefringence-like 35
Cellular component (GO): Golgi apparatus
Molecular function (GO): O-acetyltransferase activity
Source: RefSeq, a predicted model, not a curated record